AUGGAGGAGUCUUUGUUGAGUGACAAGAAGAUUGUGUUGGUUUCGAACUUGUGUAACCAAAUCAUGAACACCAUGAUACUGGAUAGCUUGAGCAAAACCAUUACAACUGUGAUGGAUAAGGAAAAUGAGUUGGGUGUUUCUCUGAAGAAGAACCUUGCGAAAUGGAGAGGGAUACUAUCAGAGCCAGGGUUUAUGAGGGGUUAUAUUGAUAGUACUAGAGGUGUUAAAGGGGUCGUGCCGGGCUAA
This is a messenger RNA of Prunus armeniaca (apricot), 246 nucleotides long. Lineage: Eukaryota; Viridiplantae; Streptophyta; Magnoliopsida; Rosales; Rosaceae. The record is from the annotation of a GenBank genome assembly.